Sus scrofa (pig) is the source of this 4608-nucleotide messenger RNA. It is a transcript of the gene HPCAL4, whose product is annotated as hippocalcin like 4. The record is from RefSeq and is a predicted model, not a curated record. Gene Ontology annotation, molecular function: calcium ion binding. Lineage: Eukaryota; Metazoa; Chordata; Mammalia; Artiodactyla; Suidae.
CCAGAAUGAGGCGGGGCUUAUGCAAAUCGUGUCGCCUCCGACAGACACAUAGUGAUACAAGAGCUGGGAGGCGGCUCCGGCGCGGACCUUGGAGAACCUGGCGGCCGGCCCGCGAGCCAGUCUCGGUCCCCACGGCCCGCCGAGGCUCAGAGUCAUCCAGCGACCCGGCGCUCGGCCUCAGGCCCUGCCAUGGGGAAGACCAAUAGCAAGCUGGCCCCAGAGGUGCUGGAAGACCUGGUUCAGAACACCGAGUUCAGCGAGCAGGAGCUGAAGCAGUGGUACAAGGGCUUCCUGAAGGACUGCCCCAGCGGCAUCCUCAAUCUGGAGGAGUUCCAGCAGCUCUACAUCAAGUUCUUCCCGUACGGCGACGCCUCCAAGUUUGCGCAGCACGCUUUCCGCACCUUCGACAAGAAUGGCGACGGCACCAUCGAUUUCCGGGAGUUCAUCUGUGCCCUUUCGGUCACCUCCCGCGGCAGCUUCGAGCAGAAACUCAACUGGGCCUUUGAGAUGUACGACCUGGACGGCGACGGGCGCAUCACGCGCCUCGAGAUGCUGGAGAUCAUCGAGGCUAUCUACAAGAUGGUGGGCACCGUGAUCAUGAUGCGCAUGAACCAGGAUGGGCUCACACCCCAGCAGCGUGUGGACAAGAUCUUCAAGAAGAUGGACCAGGACAAGGAUGACCAGAUUACACUGGAGGAGUUCAAGGAGGCGGCCAAGAGUGACCCGUCUAUUGUGCUGCUGCUGCAGUGUGACAUGCAGAAGUAGAGGCUGGUGAGGGGCAGGGCCCCUGGCCAGGAGGGGCGUGGCCACCUCCCAACCCAGUGACCUCUCUGGCUGGCCCUUCCUAGGGGGAGGGGGACUCCAGCCUCACUCUCUGGCCCACCCACCCCUCUGCCCAAGCCCUUGCUCCCCUCAGUCAAGAUCCUUGAGGGACCACCUCACCCUGGAAUCGAGACAGAUCCUCAGGUAUCCUAUGGUCCAGCCCCAGCCCCAGUCUUGGCCCACAACUACCAUCUACUGGGCAUAGGGGAGUUUUUGCCCCAAAGUGUAGGGUAAAGGAGGGGGGGCUGGGUUCUGCUGUGAAAUUCUGUUCUUCCUGGGAUUGUGCUUUAUAGGAUGUGGUCCCACAGACCCCAGUUAAAGGGCCAAAUUGGGUCUGUCCUUUGCUGAGGACCCAGAUCCCUUCAAGGUGGUCUGUGCCCUGCCCCCACAAUUCUACCUGGCACCUCCGGCCCCCGCCUUUGGAGUGUUCAUUCAGUCCUUUCUUCAGCUAACCUUUAUCGAGCACCUGUUCAAGGCCAGGCACCUCUAGGUGCUAAGGCUGUGGUAGUUUACAAGACACAUUCUGUGCCCUCUGGCAGCUCAUAGGUAGUACGGUCAGGGUCUCAGACAGGGAUGUCAAACAUGGGUGAGUAGACGAUGCAGUCAGGCUGGUUAGUUUGAGAAGAACUAUUACAUCUUUCGCUUCGGCUUCAUGCAGAGCUAUAGGAGGAUGAAAUGAGAAGUGUUUGGAAGUCUAAGAACCGUGUCAGUGGAAGUUUUAAGAAAAACUGAAAUUUAUGUAAUCCUUAUUUUUAUAGUACCCUUUUAAAAGAGCUAAAAUCCUUUAUUCAUUGAGGAUAUUAAACAUACUUUAUAUUACUGGGUUUCUUGUAAAAUGAUUAAAUGAAUAUGGAAAAUGCUAAUUUUCAGGGGAAAAAAAAGAGCUGAGAAAAAAAGAGAAAAUACCACCCAGCUUACCAGAUGACACUUUUUCUUAUCAGGCUAAGCCCUGAGCUGUCACCAUCAGCAGCUUCUGCUACUUCCUUUUUCAUGAUCUUUUUCAGUUCAGUGAGCAAGUCUCUACUGUGCACUUAUUCUGGUUGGAUGCUGACUUCAGAAACAGAAAAUACAAGGUUUGCUGAGACGGAGGUGAGCAUAGUUCCCACAGCUGGAUUUGGUCUAGUUUAAGGAUGGGUUUAUUCUUUCUCUGCUAUCGAAGCAGAAGGAGCUAGAAGAGGACCAGCCGACCACUGUUCAGGCUGCCAGCAUUUAUGGACCAAAUGCUUGAAAAUGUGCUGGGCGUGCUCCACUUGAAAGGCUUUUUCUAAUCCCAAAUCCUGAAUCUGCCAGGUAUUUCAUCAUCUUCCAAAUGCACUGGCUUUGCUUUCCAAUGUUUGCUUUCCAAUUUUGGAUCCACGAGCUAUACAGCUGCAUGCUUUGACUGCCAGAAAAUUAAUCCUGCUUCUUCAUCAAGUCUUUCACAUUACUUUCUUCUGUACUUGUAAUCAGAAAUUAGCUUUGAUGCGCAGUGACUGUGGAUUUCCUCUUGAACUGCUGGGGAAAACAGUCUAGUACACAGGUGCCAUCAGCCCAGGGUAGGAGCAGGGAAUGAUUGCUGGGUCGAGGGUGAGUGGUGGUCAUGCAGGACUGUAUGUGUAGGAAAGAGAUGCAACAUACCUCUUACUUCUGAGUGCGCACCUGUCCUCCCUCUCUGCAGGUGGAAACUCUUGGGGAUGAUGACCUUUGGUCUCAAACUCUAUCAGACCUUCCUUCUUGCUGCCCCUGGAGGUAGCAAGUUCACUGAGUUGUCACCUUCUUUCUAUCCCUCUGCCUAUGACCAGCCACAUGAUAAGCCGGGGAACUCACAUCCUUGGGCAAUAGCCAGCAGCCUUUUAUUCAGUAAUAUCUCAAGGGAUGUUCCAUUGCUCUCAGGAGCUAGCUGUUAGGUGUGUCUUAUGCUUUCAGCACCAGGGAUACAUAGGGACUCAACUGCCCAGCUCAGCUGAGACUUCCAGUGGAAGGCCUUUGACAAAGUGGGGAAAAAACUACCCGUCAAACGUUGACUCUAACCUAAUUCACAAUCACACAGAACUUCAUGGCUUUCCAAGGCUUGCCAUCAACCACAUCUCAUUUUAUCCUCCCAUCCUAGGGAAAUAGGGAUUUUUCAUUCCAUUUCUCCAGACUUGGGAACUGAGGCACAGAAUGAAGUUCCUUGUACACAAGCAUGGUCAGGAAGUGGUACAGUGCCAAGACUUGAACCCAAGGCUCGGUGAGGGUUUCUUCCCUUCAGAGUCUCUUCUCUGCUCAUUCCUCUGACUCUGAGUUGUGCAGAGGUUUGACUGCAGGGCAAGCUAAGUUGGUUUGGGUCUUUUACAAGCUUCCUGCUAAGAUGAUUCUGAGGGUGUAGUCUUCCAAAAAGAAAUAGGAGCUUGGCUGAAGCUCCUACAUUCUCAAGCAUCUUAUUUUCUGCUUCUGGGCAGCUCUGCUUACAGGUCAGUGCUGUCCUAGGAGGUCUCUGCCUCAACCCUGGGAGCAUCUUGCACUGUCUUUACUGCCAUCUUCCUCCUUAAGAGAAUUUUUUUUUUUUCCCCAUCUGGUGGCAAAAUUCUACCCAUGAGGGCAUGUUUGAUCACUCCAUGCUUCUGGACACAUACCCAUAGGUGAUAUUUGCUGGUCAGGCCAAAGAUCCUCAGACAUCCUAGCAGUGUGACCACAUCAUGCCAGGCUAGGAACUGGGACCACUGUGUUGCUGAUGGGAGGAGCCACAGAUGGGCCAGACCUUGCUCCCACAUAUUCCUGGAUGUCCCAGGGACUAUGUGCUUGGGAAUUCCUGUGGUAGAGCACUGGCCCUGCCUUGAGAAGGGAGGCAGGCCUCCCAUCCUGCCCCAGCUGAGAGGGACUUGCCAUAGAGCAUAAGAUUAGCAGACACUGAAGUAUGACUUGCACAGAUACAAAAAUAUGCAGACAGUUAAAACGCUGAUAUAGCCAAACUCUCCUUUGAAGUUGUGCAUCUUCUAGCAGCAUCUCUGUGAAUCGCAAAGUCCCCAAAUCUGCCUUCUGACUGUAUUCUGUCCUCAUUCAUCCUUUUGGAGUAACCCCUUAUUUCUUAUCUCUAAAAAUCAUCAGCAAGGAUGACUUCAGAUGGCCUCUCUAGUUUUUUGAGCUGUAGUCAGGAUUAUAUGGCUGACCUUUAAAUCAAAAGGAAAAAGGAAGCCCGUAGGCAACAGAAGUGAAUUUCUCCAGACAAUGGCAGAGUCUCUAGAGGUAGAAAUUCACUCUGCUGCAGAGAGAAGAGGAGGGGAGAGAAGAGAGAGAAAGGGAGAAUAAGGGAAGAAGCCAGGCAGGAUAGUAAGCUGAUACUGUAAAUAUUUUUACAGAAAAAUUUACUAAAGCAACAAAUAUUUCCUGAAGCUCAACCCUGGGUGAGGCUUCGUGCUGUCUUUAGAGAUCACUGUGGGGGCAAGAAUACAUUUCUUACAUAUCUUAUUCAUCAGUUUUGAGAAAAAUAAUUCAAAUCUGUAAUUGAAAAAUCUCAGAAAAACAUGGGAUUUUUCUUUCUGAAAUUUUCAGGAUUUUCUUUUACCUUCGCCAGAGUGUGGGGGCAGGACUGGGCCUCCCAGGGGCUAUAGCCCUUCCUGCUUGGUGAAGGCUGCAGGAGUGUGGAGGCCUGGAGAAGUAGGGGGCAGAGGGGGCCCUCCCAACUUGUUCUCCAGUGUGGCCCCUUGUCCCCUUCAGCUGUGCUGCUCCUGGCUGUGCCUGCAGUGACUGCCUCACUGUUCAACCUUGUGUUGUGUGGUGUGCUUAUUUUUCACUGACAGUGAAUAAAAGAUGUGACCAUGCUGAGAA